CGAGGGGCAGCGGGUGUAUCCAGUCCUCUGACCGCCUUAGGCGGUGUCUGCGGUGUGCGCCGCUCGCCCGCCCGCCCGCCAGCCCGCCCGCCCGCCCGCGGCUCCAGAGUCCUCGCCUCGGCCUCCCUCCUCCGUCCGCGGGGCUGUCCCAGGCUCCGCGAGCCACCCCCGGACCUUGCGCCCGCGAGCGUUCUCGGCGCCCGACGGGGCCGCCUCGGGACAUGGUGCCGUCCCAGGAGGAGCCCGCCGCCGAGCGGGAGACGAACGAGGCGCAGCCGCCCGGGCCCGCGCCCUCGGAUGACGCUCCGCUGCCCGUCCCGGGACUCUCGGAUGUCUCCGACGUGGCCGCGGAGAAAGUGGAGGUGGAGCUGACGAGGUCAACGGGCCCCGAGCCCCCCGUUCCCCCCGAGGGCGGCUGGGGCUGGCUGGUGAUGCUGGCGGCCAUGUGGUGCAACGGGUCGGUGUUUGGCAUCCAGAACGCCUACGGGGUACUCUUCGUGUCCAUGCUGGACACCUUCAAGGCCAAGGACGAUGACAACAUGGCCUUCAAGACAGCAUGGGUGGGCUCGCUGUCGAUGGGCAUGAUCUUCUUCUGCUGCCCCAUAGUGAGUGUCUUCACAGACAUGUUUGGCUGCCGGAGAACAGCUGUUGUGGGGGCAGCUGUGGGAUUCAUUGGACUCAUGUCCAGUUCUUUUGUAAGCUCCAUCGAGCCUCUGUACCUCACCUAUGGAAUCAUAUUUGCCUGUGGCUGCUCCUUUGCCUACCAGCCGUCACUGGUCAUUUUGGGACACUACUUCAAGAAGCGCCUUGGACUAGUCAACGGCAUCGUCACAGCCGGCAGCAGCGUCUUCACAAUUCUGCUCCCUUUGCUGUUAGGGAAUCUAGUCAACAGUGUGGGCCUCUCUAACACACUGCGAAUCCUCUGCAUCUUCAUGUUUGUUCUCUUUCUGGCUGGCUUUACUUACCGACCUCUUGUUCCCAGCACCAAAGAGAAAGAGAGUGGGGUCAGCAGAAGCUCAUUCUUCUCCAGGAGAAAGCUUAGUCCUCCAAAAAAAGUCUUCAACUUUGCCCUCUUCAAGGAGACAGCCUAUGCAGUGUGGGCUGCUGGGAUACCACUUGCACUCUUUGGAUACUUUGUGCCUUAUGUUCACUUGAUGAACCAUGUAAAGGAAAGGUUUCAAGAUGUAAACAACAAAGAGGUGCUUUUCAUGUGCAUUGGCAUCACUUCAGGAGUUGGACGGCUUCUCUUUGGCCGCAUUGCAGACUAUUUGCCUGGUGUGAAGAAGGUCUACCUGCAGGUCCUCUCCUUCUUCUUCAUUGGCCUGAUGUCCAUGAUGAUCCCCCUGUGCAGCGUCUUCGGAGCCCUCAUUGCCGUCUGCCUCGUCAUGGGUCUCUUCGAUGGAUGCUUCAUUUCUAUCAUGGCGCCCAUUGCCUUUGAACUAGUUGGUCCUCAGGAUGCUUCCCAAGCAAUUGGAUUUCUACUUGGAUUCAUGUCUAUACCCAUGACUGUAGGUCCUCCUAUUGCAGGGUUACUUCAUGACAAGCUGGGCACCUACGACGUGGCCUUUUACCUUGCUGGAAUCCCUCCCUUUGUUGGGGGUGUUGUGCUCUGUUUAAUCCCGUGGAUCCAUGGCAAGAAGCAAAGAGAGAUGAGUAAAAGCACUGGAGGGGAGAAGAUGGAGAAGAUGCUGGAGAACCAGAACGCCCUACUGUCAGGCUCCUCCGGAAGCUUCAAAAAGGACUCCGACUCUGUUAUUUAAUGCCAUACAUGCCUCCACCUGACUGGACUUGCUUUUGAAUUUUAAGCCAGUUUUCCUUUUAUAUGAAUUGCAGAUUUCUUAUUUUUUUAAUCAUCCUUGGAAUAGCACAAAUGGGACAUGAGCCCUUUAUUGUGACAAGAGCCAUCUCUCUCCCAAGCAGCUUUGGUAUUCCCACGAGUAAGGGGGUGACUGUCACAGGCAA
This is a messenger RNA of Mus pahari (shrew mouse), 1962 nucleotides long. It is a transcript of the gene Slc16a10, whose product is annotated as solute carrier family 16 member 10. The record is from RefSeq and is a predicted model, not a curated record. Bases 222 to 1760 code for a protein of 512 amino acids. Gene Ontology annotation, molecular function: monocarboxylic acid transmembrane transporter activity. NCBI's taxonomy places the organism in Eukaryota, Metazoa, Chordata, Mammalia, Rodentia, Muridae. The transcript is spliced from 6 exons. Gene Ontology annotation, biological process: transmembrane transport.